AUGCGAUGCUAUUUCAAUGGAACUCUGCUGAUGAGUGUGCUGCCGCCAGUGUUGGUGACAGAGUUUUUAUUUGGAGUCCUUGGAAAUGGUUUGGCCCUGUGGAUCUUCUGCUUCCACAUGAGGCCCUGGAAGAGCAGCACGGUGUUAUUCUUCAAUUUGGCGAUGGCGGAUUUUCUGCUCAACAUGUCUUUGCCUUUCCGUGCCAUCUACUACAUCUCAGACAUCCAGUGGAAGUUUGGACACGCUCUGUGCAACAUCUGCCUCUUCAUGUUGGCAAUGAACCGCAGUGGAAGUACCCUCUUCCUGAUGGCUAUCGCUGUGGACAGGUACAUGCGUGUGGUCCAUCCCCAUCAUCCCAUCAACUCUCUGAGUAUCUCCAAAGCCAUGUGUGGCGCACUUGCAAUGUGGUUGCUCACCAUCUCAUUGACAGUUCACGUCUUCAAUCUGAAACACGUCAACACAACCCGCUGUGAGAGCUUCACGGUUGAUACAGAAAUGCACUAUCAUCUGAACUGGCACACGUUUGAGUUUCUCUUUUCCUUCUAUUUUCCUAUGCUGGUGGUUCUCUACUGCACAUUCCACAUUAUUGUCUCCCUGCGAAGGAGACAGUUGGCCCAGCAGGCAAAGAUUAAGAAGGCUCUCAGGUUCAUCGUUCUGGUGGCGGUGCUCUUCCUCAUUUGCUAUCUCCCAAGCAACAUCGCACAGCUGCUGAUUUGGAUCCAGACCAAACAAUUAACCAGCAAACUCCCCGAUACUGAAGUUUGCUCUGCUCUGGAGGACCUGACCGUUGUGUUUUUCAUCACUAUUAGCCUGACCUAUCUCAACAGCGUGUUGGAUCCUGCCGUCUACUACUUCUCCAGCCCUACCUUCAAGAACAUCUGCAGGAAAGUUCUUCAUCUCUCCCAGACGGACACUGCUAAAAGCACAAGGAGGAAAAUUCGAGAAACAGGCUCCCAGUCGCUCAGCCAGCUCUGA
Molecule: messenger RNA, 975 nt
Organism: Pseudoliparis swirei
Lineage: Eukaryota; Metazoa; Chordata; Actinopteri; Perciformes; Liparidae
Product: hydroxycarboxylic acid receptor 2-like
Exons: 1
Coding region: 1-975 (324 amino acids)
Biological process (GO): G protein-coupled receptor signaling pathway
Cellular component (GO): membrane
Molecular function (GO): G protein-coupled receptor activity
Source: RefSeq, a predicted model, not a curated record